UCCAUUCCUCAUUCAUAAACCCUAGGAUCUCGCUCUCUUCGCUCGCUCUCUCUCUCUCUCUGCACAGCAUCGUUGAAACAAUGGGUUCCAACGAACAAACGGUGCUGCAGUUCGUACCAUCACCAACGAGCGUGUCGGCUAGGGUUCAUCCUCUGGUCAUAUUCAACAUCUGCGAUUGCUAUGUGAGGCGACCGGACCAAGCCGAGCGCGUAAUCGGCACACUCCUCGGAUCGGUGUUGCCUGACGGAACUGUUGAUAUUCGCAACUCUUAUGCCGUUCCUCACAAUGAAUCUUCCGACCAGGUUGCAUUGGAUAUCGAUUAUCAUCACAAUAUGUUGUCAUCACACCAGAAGGUGAACCCGAAGGAAGUCAUUGUUGGAUGGUUUUCAACUGGUACAGUCACCGGUGGCAGUGCUUUGAUCCAUGAGUUUUACUCUAGAGAAGUUAGCAAUCCUAUUCAUUUGACUGUUGAUACUGAAUUCAGAAGCGGAAAUGCUGCAAUAAAGGCCUUUAUCUCUGUUAGUCUGUCUCUUGGGGAUUUACAACUUGCUGCACAAUUUCAAGAAAUUCCGUUGGACUUACGUAUGGUUGAGGCAGAGCAGAUUGGAUUUGAUGUACUUAAGCCAACAAAUGUAGACAAGCUUCCCAGUGAUCUUGAGGGGAUGGAAGCCUCAAUGGAACGCUUGCUUGCUCUUAUAGAUGAUGUUUACAAAUAUGUAGAUGAUGUUGUGGAAGGGCGUGUUGCCCCUGACAAUAAAAUUGGAAGAUUUAUAUCUAACACCGUAACAUCCCUCCCGAAACUAUCACCACAUGCUUUUGAUAAGCUAAUGAAUGAUAGUCUGCAGGACCAACUUCUGUUACUUUAUUUGUCUAGUAUUACAAGAACACAACUCAGCUUAGCUGAAAAGCUGAAUACGGCUGCGCAGAUCCUGUAGUAGACUCCGGUUUUGCUUCUGUGGGACUCCCUCCAAUGUAGUAGCUCAUCUAUAUAUUUUUUUCUAUUGUUGUACGUUACCUGCAUUUUAUUGGUGCUGUACUCCAACCCGAAAAUUUUAUUUUGUGAUCUGGAUCUGAGCAAUUUUGAGUAAAACUACUAACUUUCUUUUGUUCUCA
Messenger RNA from Sesamum indicum (sesame), 1113 nucleotides. Its product is annotated as eukaryotic translation initiation factor 3 subunit F. Gene Ontology annotation, molecular function: metallopeptidase activity; translation initiation factor activity; translation initiation factor binding. Gene Ontology annotation, biological process: translational initiation. Lineage: Eukaryota; Viridiplantae; Streptophyta; Magnoliopsida; Lamiales; Pedaliaceae. Gene Ontology annotation, cellular component: eukaryotic translation initiation factor 3 complex, eIF3m. The record is from RefSeq and is a predicted model, not a curated record.